Messenger RNA from Ylistrum balloti, 2840 nucleotides. RefSeq names its product translocation protein SEC62-like. Gene Ontology annotation, cellular component: endoplasmic reticulum; endoplasmic reticulum membrane. The transcript has 9 exons. The record is from RefSeq and is a predicted model, not a curated record. The coding region runs from base 11 to 1204 and encodes 397 amino acids. Gene Ontology annotation, biological process: post-translational protein targeting to membrane, translocation. Lineage: Eukaryota; Metazoa; Mollusca; Bivalvia; Pectinida; Pectinidae.
CCACGUAAACAUGGCGGACAAGCGACGAACGCGAAAGAGAACAGAGAAGGACAAUGAAAAACCUUGUAGUAAAGAGGAAUAUUCAAUCGCUAAACAUCUACGUUUCAACUGUGCGACUCGAGAUGCCAAAUUUAUUCCUAUGGGAACUGUUGUCAAGACAUUUGUUGCAUCAGAUGCAAUUGAUCUGCUCCUGAAAUCAAAAUGGGCCAAGCCAAGCAAGAGUGAUAUUUUGUUGUCAGAUAGGAAAUCUUGUGAAAAGUUCUGUGAAAGAUUACUACAAAAGGGGUUGUUACACAGAGCAUUAAAGUUAGAGAGACGAAAAGACAAAAUUCUUGAUAAAAAGAAGAAAAAGAAGAAGACAGAAGAGGAAGUAGAGGAAGAAAAGGAUAAAAAGUCCACGAAAAAAGACAAAAAAAGUAAAAAAGACAAAGCAAUAGAGGAGAAAGAAACAGAUGAAAAAGAAGAAGACAAAAGUGAUGACAAAAAUAAACAAGAGGAUAAAAAGGAUGAUGAAAAGAAAAAAGAUGAUGAAAAGAAGAAGAAGGAAAGAAAAUUGAAAGUGGACAUGCAUGAUGACCAGGUGUUCUUAGACGGAAAUGACGUAUAUGUCUGGAUAUAUGAUCCGGUUCCAGCAAAGACCUUUAUUAUUGGUCUGUUAAUGGUGGUUGGUGCGGCUGCCCUGUGCGUAUUCCCCCUGUGGCCUGAUGAGUUAAGAGUGGGUGUAUACUACUGCAGUUUAGCCGGAGCCAGUUUUGUUGGCUUUAUCUUGUUUCUUGUAUUUGUUCGUUUCGUACUGUUUUGUGUCAUCUGGAUUGUGACUGUUGGUAAAGUGCAUCUUUGGUUUUUACCAAAUCUGACAGAAGACGUUGGAUUUUUCGAUUCUUUCAAACCUUUGUAUAAAUUAGACAUCUACAAUGGGAAACAGGAAGAAGAAGAUGAGAAUAGUAAGAAGAAAAAGAAAGAUAAAAAACAGAAAAAAGAAAUGGAGGUGAAAGAAAAACAGGAAGCACAGGACCAGGGCUUUGAAUUGGUUCAAAAAGAAGAUGUAGAGGAAACUUUAGAUGAAAGUGAGAAGAAGUUAUCAGAGGAUGAGAAGGAUGUUGAUGAAGAUGAAGAAAAUAUGGAGGAUGAAGAUGAAGAAAACGAUGAUGAAGAAGAAGAAGAUGUUGAUGAACAUGAAUAUGAAAGUAAAAAGGAUAGAUAAAUUUCAUGACAAGGGGAAAAAUAUUUCAGAACAUUAUAGACAAGUGAAGUUUUCAGUCUGUUUAGGAAACAGUGAUAGUCUAUUGUGUUCAAUAUUAACAAGGCCAGGUAGACUUGUACCUCCAUGAUGGUAAUGUAAAGCAUUAUUACUGGUCUGAACAAUAUCGUGGCAAUUCUAGAUUAUUUGACAUGAAUGGUGUACUGUGUUUGUUAUGAUUUAUUAAACUGUUGUAAAUUCAUGAUAAUCUUUCUGAUGAAGCUAUAUCGUUUAUUUCCUGAAUCUUCUUUUUUUUUUUGAUUUUCAGAGACAUAAGUAAUGUUACAGAAUAUUUCCAAAAAUUAUGUGUACAAGGUACACUGUACUUCAUUUACAAGGUUAAAGACCUCAGCCAAGAAAAAUUUCUGUUAAUGUCUUAGAAACAUGAAAAAGUUCUGUUGAUGUCAUAGAAAGAGGUAAAAUAUCUGUUGAUGUUGUAAAAACAAGAAAAAGUUAUGUUGAUGUUGUGCAAACAAGGUAAAAUUCUGUUACGUUGUAGAAACAGGGACAAGUUCUAAUUACAUCUUAGAAACAAGAAAAAAUUCUAUUGCAAUCAUUGGUUAGUUUUGAAGGAGUUAGAAAAAAACUAAAGCUUUGAUGAAAGAUUAUACAUGUAUAUACCUUAAUACCUGUAUGAAAUCUAUGAAUCAGAGACAGAGCUGUUACCUACAAUAUGUGUGAUUUAGGUACAUAUACACUCUGUUAGUUAAUGAAUAAGUUUAUAUAGAAAUAAACACAGGGCAUCUCUGUGGAUAUUAUACAUCCAAAUAGGUGUAGCUUCCAACACUGGUAAUGUUCAGGUUGGAUGUUUUCGUUACACAGUGUUGAAGGAUGAAAUGCCAUAUAUUUACAUAUUUUUAUGAAAGAGUUGGCGAAAAAUUGAGAUGGUGGGCUCAUAUAGGAGCUUCACUGUAUAUGAAGAAAGGAAAUUCAUUUUCUUUCUGAAUAGGCAAACCGAUUUUUCUAUACUGAUCGACAGGGACCAGAUAAUUGGUCAGAAUUUUUAUUACCUCAAAAAUCGUUUUUAAGAAUUGUCUUUAUUAAGAAUAUCAAGAUUAAUACAUAAAUGAAUAUAUUGAGAAUUACCGUUAAACCUGAAUGAACGAGGCUGAAGAUUGAGGAUUUGUCGGAUGAUCUUGAGGCACAAAAACUGUGUUUAAUUUUGGUCUUGUGCACUCUUUAGUCUGCACUAGUUGUUUGUUGUUGAUCAAUUUUUGAACUGUAAUUAUUUUGUGAAGUAUGGCAGAAAAAAUGACAAGGAUUUAUCUAUUUAAUACCCACAUGUAUCGACAUAUUUGUUUAACAAUGUACCCAGGUGUUCAAGUGUUCCAUUCAUUUACCACUGACUCAUAGUAAGGAUUGACCUUUUAACUGUAAAAUCUUUAAUUUUUGUUGAGGAUUGACUUUUGAUAGGGAAUUUUUUGUUGUUGAUUUUAUGGAUGUUAUUAAUCCAAGAAUUCAUGUGUCCAUGAACUGUUUAAAAGCUUGAUUGAAAUAUGUUUUAGUUAUUUUUGGAGUGAAAACCACAAAAGCUGAGCUCAACGAGCUUUUAUAUCAUUUCAGGACUGAAAUUUUGGUGACAGUUUUCGCCUGCAAUAAG